AUUAAAAUAAGUAGGCGGCUCGGUGCUAAGGGAUGAGUGAGUCUGAGCUCGGUCUCUCCCCAGCACGUUCUCAGCCUUUGCCGGUUCAGACCCAACCCGGGAGCCGGGAGCCGCGAGCCGCGAGCCGCGAGCGGGACUCACCAUCCCCGGCGGCCGGAACUCCGCGGCCGCUGAGCGCUUCCCGCGCGUCGGGCACUCCGAGUCCCCGCAGCCGGAGAGGGGCCGGGACUCUGGAGCUCGGGGGGUGCCUGUGGGAUCCAGUGCCUCUGGCUUCCCGGGUCCCCCGCAGCGGGAGCCCCAGGGAGGCGCUGAGCCCGGGACCGCCGCGGACCAAGACCCAGAUUGAGAACCCACAGACAAGACCACAAUGGGCAGCAAAACCUUGCCCGCACCAGUGCCCAUCCACCCCUCCCUGCAGCUCACCAACUACUCCUUUCUCCAGGCGGUAAAUGGCCUGCCCACAGUGCCCUCGGACCACCUGCCCAACCUGUACGGUUUCAGCGCGCUGCACGCUGUGCACCUGCACCAGUGGACGCUGGGCUACCCGGCCAUGCACUUGCCGCGCUCCUCUUUUUCUAAAGUGCCAGGAGCCGUGUCCAACCUGGUGGACGCACGCUUCCAGCUGCCAGCCUUUCCCUGGUUCCCCCACGUCAUCCAGCCCAAGCCGGAGAUCACCGCUGGAGGCGGCGGCCCCGUGGCACUCAAGACCAAGCCCCGCUUUGAUUUUGCCAACCUGGCCUUGGCCGCCACGCAAGAAGAUCCGUCCAAGCUUGGCCGUGGGGAGGGUCCCGGCUCCCCCGCUGGUGGGCUGGGCGCCCUCCUGGAUGUGACCAAGCUGUCCCCAGAAAAGAAGCCCACAAGAGGACGCCUGCCCUCCAAGACCAAGAAGGAGUUUGUCUGCAAGUUCUGUGGUCGCCACUUCACCAAGUCCUACAACCUCCUUAUCCAUGAGCGGACACACACGGAUGAGCGGCCCUACACCUGUGACAUCUGCCACAAAGCCUUCCGGAGGCAAGACCACCUCAGAGACCACAGAUAUAUUCACUCCAAAGAAAAGCCUUUCAAGUGUCAAGAGUGCGGGAAGGGCUUCUGCCAGUCCAGGACUCUCGCUGUCCACAAGACGCUGCACUCACAGGUGAAGGAGCUCAAAACCUCCAAGAUCAAAUGCUAAACAGAGCCUCCUGCUCACCAGGGCGCUGGGGCCCGCCGCUGCCCCUGCCUCCAGAGGGACCAGAAGCCGGGAGGCGACUCUAGCAGACCUUCCCGGGCCCAAACCACGUCCCUUGGGUCCCGGCCGCUUGCAGAACUACGGAGCCCCGCCCGGGGGCCAUGACCGGCAGCCAGGGCGGCUCCCCCAGGACGCGGCUAAACUCUUGGCCAAAAAGGCGGUACUCACGUGGCGGAAGGGAAACUCCAUUUAAAAA
This is a messenger RNA of Myotis daubentonii (Daubenton's bat), 1424 nucleotides long. It is a transcript of the gene OSR1, whose product is annotated as odd-skipped related transcription factor 1. The record is from RefSeq and is a predicted model, not a curated record. Lineage: Eukaryota; Metazoa; Chordata; Mammalia; Chiroptera; Vespertilionidae. Gene Ontology annotation, cellular component: nucleus. Gene Ontology annotation, molecular function: RNA polymerase II transcription regulatory region sequence-specific DNA binding; DNA-binding transcription factor activity, RNA polymerase II-specific. Gene Ontology annotation, biological process: urogenital system development; embryo development; regulation of transcription by RNA polymerase II.